Molecule: messenger RNA, 2277 nt
Organism: Symbiodinium sp. CCMP2456
Lineage: Eukaryota; Dinophyceae; Suessiales; Symbiodiniaceae
Source: the annotation of a GenBank genome assembly
AUGAACCUGACUGGCGGCAGGGUCGCCUUCGAGGGCUGCCGAGCGGGGACCGGUAAUGGACAUGCAAUAGCCACAAGCAAUGGCCUUCUCCAGAUCGGUGAGCUGACCAAGGUCGCGUUUGAAGGCAUGGACAGCUACAUCGGCUCGCCGAUCUUCGUUCUCGAUGCCGCCAUCCCAGUUGGUGGGGACGUCCUCCCGAGGGAUGUGUUUGAACUGAGGACACUAAUGGCAACGAAGCCACCAAGCCAAGGUUACAAUAAAUGUCCGGCAGGUUCUAAGUUCAAAGUUGACAGACACGGUGCACCCAUCCCGGGCACCUGCCACAUGUGUGGAUCUGGCACUGUGUCACUGGCGACCCCAACUGUGCACGUUCAAGGCGAAAUUGCUGCGGAAGACGGCAUGCGCAUUGUUCUCGUUGGGCGAGGAUCUCCCAAUGCCAUCCAACCCUUCCCGCUGCCCGACAACAAAUCAACAGGAGAGGGCUCCGUUUCCUUGCCCCUCGCGCGUGGUGCCUGGAAUUCUGACGUGAGCGCUCACGACAUGAACAUAUUGCCUGUGCUGCUGAGGACGCAGAAUCAGUCGGCAUUCAUGUUCGACCGUGGCAUGUUCAGGAGUAAAGAUGGCUGGAGACUUGCAGUGCUGUAUGACAUGUACAUCCCCGAUAAUCCGAUUGUCUUCCUGAACGGCUUGGACGACAUACCCUGGAGCAGAGCCAAAGAGACAGGCAUGUUCCAAGUAGACAAGCACGGCCAUAUCAGCCCGAUGCAUUCGCCCGAUCUUGUCUUCGGUAUCGUUCAUGAGGUGACCUACACCUUUCAACCCGGAAAUCCUUACUGGGCGGCCUGCCUCCCAUGCCACGACAUUGCCCGCGAGAUGGCCGACAAGAUCCAGUGCCAUGGUGCAACAUCGGCCAGCUCUCUUCCAGGCUACAUGCUCCUUCAUGUCACAGGGAAGCAAAAUCUUAACGUCCAUCGCUGCCCCAACCCCAUGGCCUGUCCUGGUAGCAAUCUCAGCCUCACCAGCGAGGGCGAGCUAGCCCCUCGGAGCAGGCUCUGCGCCGAAGGUUAUGAGAGGAGCCCUGGCUGCGUCCGCUGUGCACCUGGCUACGGCCGCCCUGUGCUGGACCCCUUCAUCUGCCAAAAAUGCGGAGGGCGGUCCUUGGUUCAGCAGGUAGGCAUGGCUGUCAUCUCCAACGGCCUUUUCUACGCCCUUGCUCUUAAUCCGGCCAAACCCAGAACCGACACCCAGCAGAUCUUCAAGGUAUUCCUGGCAUUCUUGACGAUCUCUUGCCGGAGCCUCUCUGCCUUGCCCAAGACCCAGCACUACCAGAAAUUGAAAGACGAUAUUUACGCCUAUGCUCGGGCACUCUAUCGCUGCCUCUUUGCAGCAGACGUUGUGAUCAGAGCCGAGCCAGGGUCAAUGAACUCCGCCUACGACUGCUGGGGCUUGGUAGACGGCCCAGUAAAUGUGUACUGGAACAGCUUCCUGUCCUGGUCCAUCCCCACAGCAUUGUUGUUGUUGUCUUGGUGGUGGCUGGGCAAGCGAGGUUGGCUGAAGGCCCUGGUGGUCUGGGGGAACAUGUUCGUCCCACCUCUCAUCGGCGCAGCAGCAAGGCUCGUGCCUUGCUACUCCACUCAGGGUGACGGGCCCCGCAUCCUCAUGUAUGAGGCUGCCUUUGGCACCCCUUGCGUCGAAAGUUUGUCGCAGCUCCUGGCGCUGCCACGAUUUUGGCUGGCUGCGGUAACGAGCCUUCUUCUAGUUCUCGUGGGACCCGUCCUCUGGCUGGUGCUGGCAGUGAGGGAUCCUGGGAAGGAGCUAUGGCAGGAGCGGAGGGAGACAGUGGCGUUUUUGGUGGCUGGCUACAGGCCGGCGCUCCCAUGGUGGGAGGUCGUGGUCCUUGGGAGAAAGGCAGCCAUAUUUGCGGUGUCUACUUUGCUUCCCAUGUCCUUGGCACCCGCAGCUCACUUGAUCUAUCUUCUAGGCAUCAUGAUUUUUGCAGAGCUCCUUCACAUCACCAUCCGCCCUUAUGCCAACUCUGAUUGGAACCGGCUGGAAGCACAAAUGCUAGGAAUCUCCUCAGCAUGUUUAGUGCUUGUGAUUUCUUUGCUAGUCGAAUGGCCUUUCAUGCCAUACAAAAUCUAUGUGGCUGGCAGCGCCUUCUUCUUCGCGCUCACGAGUGGGGUUUACAUCUACCUCCUGGGGCUCUACAUACGGAGUGCAUUUGCCAAGACACCAGACAUGGAGGAAGAGGGCAAAGAAGCAGCUGAGCAGGAUUGA